Molecule: messenger RNA, 1400 nt
Organism: Manihot esculenta (cassava)
Lineage: Eukaryota; Viridiplantae; Streptophyta; Magnoliopsida; Malpighiales; Euphorbiaceae
Product: ABC transporter I family member 6, chloroplastic
Exons: 6
Coding region: 125-1117 (330 amino acids)
Molecular function (GO): ATP binding; ATP hydrolysis activity
Source: RefSeq, a predicted model, not a curated record
GCUUUGUCAACUAUAUAGCGGCAGUAGGCAAAAUUGACUUUGUAAUUUUGGACAUGUCUGCCACUAAUUUUUCUCUGUAAAUUAACGACCCUCUCUGCCCUUUCGGUGACGACCUCUUCAAAAAAUGGCUUCUCUACAACUCAACUUGCCCUCUCCUUCUCCUACUUCCCCACUCUCCUGUUCUCCUCGUCUUUCUAGACUCAACCCCUCUCCCCUUAAUCAUCAUUGUUUUACUCCUAUUGCCACUCGGUUCCUCCGCUUCCACUCAAAUUAUCGCCAGUCACUUCAUCCGGUCUCCGCCGUGCCUUCCGCUGUUGACCUGGCAGAGACUAAUGGUACCGACGGCCGUGAUUCAGAGAAGAAACCGCUUCUUGAGGUUAAAGAUCUAACGGCAGUUAUUGCUGAAUCGAAGCAGGAGAUUCUCAAGGGCGUAAAUCUUGUUGUCAAUGAAGGAGAGGUUCAUGCUGUUAUGGGAAAGAACGGUUCUGGGAAGAGCACAUUUUCUAAGGUUUUGGUUGGUCAUCCGGAUUAUGAAGUGACUGGAGGCAGUGUCAUGUUUAAAGGGGAGAACUUGCUUGAGAUGGAGCCAGAGGAUAGAUCUCUUGCUGGGCUUUUUAUGAGCUUCCAAUCACCAGUUGAGAUCCCUGGUGUGAACAAUAUUGACUUUCUUAAUAUGGCAUAUAAUGCUCGCAGAAGAAAACUUGGUCUUCCAGAACUUGGACCAAUUGAGUUCUAUGCUUAUUUGUUCCCAAAACUUGAACUUGUGAACAUGAAGAGUGACUUUCUUAACAGAAAUGUUAAUGAAGGAUUUAGUGGAGGUGAAAGGAAGCGCAAUGAGAUUUUACAACUUGCGGUCCUGGGUGCAGACUUGGCCAUAUUAGAUGAAAUUGAUUCAGGGCUAGAUGUAGAUGCACUCAAAGAUGUUGCUAAAGCAGUGAAUGGGAUCUUGACUCCAAAGAACUCUGUUUUGAUGAUUACGCAUUAUCUACGACUUCUGGAAUUCAUUCGGCCUACAUAUAUCCAUAUCAUGGAGAAUGGCAGAAUUGUAAAAACGGGGGACAUUUCGAUUGCAAAGGUUCUAGAAAAGGAGGGUUAUAGAGCAAUCUCUUCCCCCUAAUUGCAGGACAAUUAUAAUUUAGUUCCUGAGCCUCUCAUCUCUCUUGCUGAUAAAUCUUGCUUUGCUCUUUAUUAGCUUCACUUCUUCAAACGCUAAAAACUGCUGUUUUAUUGCAGGGCUAGUGUGGGCCAUUUAUUUUAUUUUAUUUUAUCUAUAGCUAUAAAAGUUUCAUGUUGUUUUCAGGCCAGUAACCAAUUUUGUGCCUGUUAUUUUGGUUUUACUGUUUAAAUAUAUACAAGCUCCAAAAUCCCCGACUUAUGAAAUAAAAUAUUAAAAGUUUUAA